AUGACUUACCUACAAAUCAUUUGCAGGCCUGUCGGGUGAGGGAGGCACUUGUCAUUAGGGAUGCCCUUUCAGAAUUUAGGGGGAUAGGGCAGCAAAGAGGAUUGUAGCUGGAGAUGAUAUUGAGUGGCCCAAUCUUAGGUACAUUCAUAGUCAAUACACAAAAUAAUGACCUAAUGUUGCUGUAAAUAGAGGCUGUUGGAGCAGGUACAUCAAAACAGGGAGACUCUCGUGCCUCGAAUUAGUAAAGUGCUCAGAGAUAUAGGAGCUUAAGGAUGGGAGAAUCUGUCAAUUUCAGUUUCAGUGUCUCACUUUGCCACUCUUCAGUUCUCCAUGCUUUCACAACUGUUCAUGUAUUUUUUUCAAAAAAAAUUAAAAAUGUCCUCACAAGAAUGUAUCAAUAUAUUACUGUGAAUUUCUCCUAACAGGCACAUGUGAUUUUGCCUAAUAUACACAUUUCAGCAAAGCAAAUUCUCUUAAUAUAAUGCAUUUUUGUACGCUAUUUUGCCUGAUACAGUGGUACCUUGGUUGUUGAACGGCUUGGCUCCUGAGCGCCGCAAACCAGGAAGUAAGUGUUCCGGUUUGCGAACAUUUUGUGGAAGCUGAACGUCCAACGCGGCUUCUGCUUGAGUGCAAGAAGCUCCUGCAGCCAAUUGGAAGCUGUGCCUUGGUUUUCGAAUGGUUCUGGCAGUCGAACGGACUCCUGGAACGGAUUAAGUUCGAGAACCAGGCUACCGCUGUAUAUGCAUUUUGAUGUGUGCUUUAUUCCAGUAUUUGCAUUUUGUACACAUUACUUGGCUGGAGAACUGCCCUGCACAAUUUGGAGAAGUUUUGGAAAGUGUGGCUUAAGUAGUUUUUCCUUUAAAUGCAAAUUACACUGAAUUCUGUGCCCAUCCUUACUGCGGCUGAAGAAUAGUCACACAUGGGCCCUGACACAUAUGGGGAAGAAGGGUGAUAGGCUUCCCUAUCUUCCCUAAACUUUACAAAAUUUCAAUCCAGAAUCUUACGCAGUGUAAACUUCUACCACAUUGCCUCUUUCUCUCAUUCCCCCCUCCCCCAACUAAAAAGGUGCCAAUGUUGUGACCUUUCCUCAUGGGGGAGUUGCUCCCCCCGCCUUGAUCAUUUCUGUGGCCUUUUUCUGAACCACUUCCAACUCUACAAUAUCUUUUUUGAAGUGGGGCAACCGGAAAUGUACACAGUAUUCCAUAGGUGGCUGCUGGAUCAAGUCUGUUCUCAAGCCAGUGGCUGACCAGAUGACCACAAGAAGGAUCUGAGCAAAUCACCACUCCUCCCCCCAACUCAUAUUCAGAACAUAGCCAUUCAGGUUAGUAGCCAUUGGUAGCCUUAUCCUCCACUAGAAAGGCAAAGGUACGGACAUAACGCUAAACUGAAAUCAGAAGUAAGUUUCAAAUCUUAUAAUUAUAAUAUAAAAUUAAAUUCCACCCAUCUGACUGGGUUGCCCCAGUCACUCUGAGCAGCUCCCAAUAAAAACAAUAAAAACACAAUACAACAUCACACACUAAAAACUUCCCUGAAGUCUUUUAAAAAUCACAUAGCUGUUUAUUUGUUUGACAUGUGCUGGGAGGGUGUUCCACAGGGUGGGCAUGAGUACCAGAAAAAGCCCUCUGCCUGGUUCCCUGUAACCUUACUUAUCUGAAUGAAGGAACCACCAGAAAGAAGGCCCUUGAAGCUGGAUCUCAAUGUCUGGACUGAAUGACCCUACCAGAGGGUGAUGAAGGAGCAUGCAAGCCAAAGGUUAUAAUGAUAAUAAACUGUAAUGAUACAUCACAGUUUGUUGUGACAUUCUAAUGCAGUCACCGGGACAACUCACUUACAACAUGGUCAAUUUCUUUUAAUAAAUAACUAAAUUGUUGAAUGCGUAUCCCUCCAAAGCAUCAGACUGCAUACCUUUCAGACAACACUCAAGUCUGUGCCCUGGAGAAUGCAGGGUGUUUAAUAAAAUUAACAAUCUCUGCAUUUUUGGAAAGGCAGGACAUAAUAUUUGGUUGGUGGAAUACAUUGCCCUCUGCUCCUUUGCCAGAUUCUCUUACACACACUGCUGAAAAUGCGUCCGCAUACAAAAGAGAGUCUAAUUGACAGGUCCAUGGAGGCCGGAGGUGUGAUAUAACCUGGAAUGAGGGCUGUUCUCAUAAUGAGAGACAGCUGAAAGAUUAUGCAUGUAACCUCUUAUAUAGACUCUCUGGCUCUUUUUCAUAAGCCAGCAGAUGGUAGCAGAGUCUGUAGAUCUCAGGACAGGCAAAUGUGCAUUAAAUACUGUAACUGCCCUCAUUCAUUUGCCAUUCAUCUUCACUUGUCAGUCUCUUUAUAAAGUGCCUUCUGUAGUGCUGACCCUGAAAUUGCAUCAUUUAAUCUGUAAUCGCAUAUUGCCAACAUUCUCUCCAUUUUAUCGCUUACCGACUGCAUUAAUUCCGCUGCACUAUGGACCACCGAUAGCUCUAGGCAACUCUCUGAGGAAAAGAGAUAUUCAUAAAAAUGUAGAGAUGCAGAAAGGGAAGAGGCUGACAUGCCUGAGAUAAAGGAAGGAAUCUUAAAGGAAGGGGGGGAGAGAAACUUAGAGGCAUACAGGCCCCUGGUUUUCUUUUUUCCUUUCUCACCCUGACAUGUUGUGCUUUGAAUUCUAAAUGGCUUAUUAGGUUACUAUUAUUUAUAAGAGCUGUCGGUGAGUGCUGCCUUGAAAAGAUACAAGAAAGAGCCCCUCCACAGAGAAGCUUCCUAUUGAAACACAAGUACCAUACAAAUGCAUAUUACUAUAUCUUGGUGUGUGUGUGUGUGUGUGUGUGUGUGUGAGAGAGAGAGAGAGAGAGAGAGAGAGAGAAUCUUUCCUGAGGAUAGAUUAGAGAGGUGAGUAAAUAAAUGAAGUGUUUGUCGAGCUAGAUGCCAUGACGGAUCAUGGGCCAUUUGGCAUAUCACAUUCAUGAAUCAGGCAGGGACCAGAGAAGAGUGUGGCUGGAUGAGUGUGCUUAUCAGCCUCAAAAAGGAUUCUGUAGCGCUGGAAAAAGUUCAGAAACCAGAGACCAAAAUGAUCAAGGGGCUGGAGCAGCUUCUGUAUAAGGAAAGGUUACCACAUUAGGGUCUUUUUAGUUUUUUUAUUAGAAAAUGGUGAGGGAAGGGGGGGACAUAAUAAUGCAUGGUGUAGAGCAGGCAUAGGCAAACUCAGCCCUCCAGAUGUUUUGGGACUACAACUCCCAUCUUCCCUGGCCACUGGUCCUGUUAGCUAGGGAUGAUGGGAGUUGUAGUCCCAAAACAUCUGGAGGGCUGAGUUUGCCUAUGCCUGGUGUAGAGACAGCAGAGAAAGAGAGGGAGAGGGAAGGAGGGAGAGGGAGACAGAGACAGAAGUGUAGGUGGGUUCCCACGAGGCAAGACACAGUGAUAACAGCAAGAACCUUUAUUGAAGUAACAGAACUGGACAACAGGGGCAAAGCAACUGCUUAUAUACAUUUCUGAAGGCCUGGGCCACUCCCACUCCCAACGUGAUUGGCUGUCUAAACUUCCAAGCUGCGAAUCAUGACUCAAAGUUUAAGGGCCAAUGGCAGAGGCCCAAAUCCUGAAAUGUUCUGUGACUGGAUAUCAUGUAUCAAAUUAGAACACAGGAGCUCAGAAUCCUUAAUCCAGACUCAAGCUCAGGCAAACACAGACCACUGAAUAAAUAACAGACAAGACAGACAGACAGAGAGAAAGAGAAAGAGAAAUAUGCUUUUCUAAUACUAGUUCUAAUACUAGAACUUGGGAGCAUCUAGUGAAGCUGAAUGUUGAAUGUUUUAAGACAGCCAAAAGGAAAUACUUCUUCACACAGCACACAAAGUAUGGAUUUUGCUCCGACAAGAUGUAGCAAUGUCUACCAACUUGAAUGCCCUUAAAAAAGGAUUAGGAAAAAAAUCAUGAAGGCUAAGACUAUCAGUGGCUACUAAUUCUGUCUGGUGCUUUGCAGUCUUGGGCUUUUUCCCAUUUCCUUCUCAAUCUGCAAAUCCCCGAUAAUGUGGCAUAAAACCAGAUGUGACAUUGUACCGGUAUAGCUGUUGGCAGGCUCUUCACUAAGCAUUUGUGCCCCCCCCCCUCCCGGCCAGCAGUUAUAAAGCCUGACUGUAAGGCUUUGCUAGAGUUGCCAACAGGGGGGGGGGGAAUAGCAAAGCAUUUCCCUCCAAAACUCCUUGAGUGGCUGAAGGUGACGUGGAGCUCAAAAUAAGCAGGGCCCUUCCAUUUUCAUAGGUUUCUGGAAAUGAGCUGUGUUGUGUGCAUUGCUGAAAUAAAAUGUGCUUAUCUGAUAUGUGGCAAAAUGUAAGAAUUGGGCUCUGGAGUCUGAAAUCCUAUUGGGAAUGUUAAUGUUGAACAAUUUACAUUUAACACCCUAAAUUCAGCACCACCCAUAACUGGGAAUGUGCAGAGAAUUAAAGUAUUUUUUGAAGGCAAGCAAAUUUGAAAUUGCUUGAGAAUUUCCUCCAAAAUUUGUUUCCGUGCUAGCUGCUCAUAGAGUCAGUUGAAGAUACCUUGAAGUGAAAUGAAUGGAUAAGUCCAAGUUCAUCCUGAGCUACUUUUUGGUCCCUGAUGAAGACGCCAGAAUCUUUGGCUCAGGGUAUGUGCAUUUAUGUUAGAGAGCUAAAGAGAGAUUCCUGUGGCCACUGAAAUGAUGUGGAAAGUACUUCCCUUGUUUCCCUAUAUGUGGGAAACUAUAUUUUAAAAGAUUCAGUCUUGUGAAAGGGCUGUGAGUAUAUCCUUAGACUCUAGAUGGUAGUAUGCAACCACAGUGUAUCCCUAUAAUGGCCAAUGUCCCUUCAAAUAUACGUAAUGGGUAAUGCACAGCGGCAAAAUGAAGUCAGCAAGAAAUUUAUUUUUUAAAACUGAAAACGAAAAGGGCUAUAGAUUUUUUUCAGAUCCCAUGUUUACAUUAUUUUAUUUUAUAUCAUGGGCUAUGUGUACUAAUAAUAUUUAAUAGAAUAGGAUCACUCCAGGAGGAUUUUUGUAGAAUUACUCACACAAAUGAAACAACGGACUCCAGUGGCACUUUAAAGGCUAAAUGUUUAUGGUGGUAUGAACAGUUGCAUCAGGAAAUAGACAGUGAUGGUGCUGGAGCUAUAUAGAAAGAAACAAGAGGCUGAAAGAAAAGGGAGGUGAAAUCUAUUUUAUAAGGGGGAAAGUAAUACUGCAAUCCCAUGUAUAUCUUUCACAGGCACAUGCAUAUAAAAUUUCAGCCUAUAUACACUUUACCUGUGAGUAAGUCCCAUUGAAUUCAAUUAGACUUUCGUAUACUUGGAGCCAACAUGCUCUGUUUUUAGGCACCAGACUAAAACACUUCUGUCCACCCAGCUUUUGAUAGUUAAUUUGGAGGGUAAUUACCAUAUUUUUCGCCCUAUAGGACGCACCGGCCCAUAGGACGCACCUAGUUUUUUUUGGGGGGGGGGGAAAUAAAGGAAAAAAAAUUAUUUCCCCCCCAGGCGUGGGGGUGGGGCAGGGGAAGCCCGAGCUUCCCCCGACCCCAGCCCCCAGAACUGGCAGCUCUCCGCAAGCCGUGGGAGCCCGGCGCUUGCGGAGAGCUGCACGAAGCUUGAAGCCUGGGCGUGCUGAGCUCAGCGCGCCCAGGCUUCAGCAUGCAGGCAACUCUCCGCAAGCUGUGGGAGCCCAGCACCGGGCUCCCAUGGCUUGCAGAGAGCUGCGCGAAGCCUGGAGAGCGAGAGGGGUCGGUGCGCACCGACCCCUCUCGCUCUCCAGGCUUCAGUGAAAGCCUGCAUUCGCCCCAUAGGACGCACACACAUUUCCCCUUCAUUUUUGGAGGGGGAAAAGUGCGUCCUAUAGGGCGAAAAAUACGGUAGAUAUGUCCCCUGCCCUCAGUUUGUCAUCUUGUAGCAGAAUGGGUAAGUAGGAUUUGUCCUUUUUAUAAAUAUUGAUGGAUGAGCAUUUUAGGUACUUUGUUUCCCUGAUUAUGUUUGUGCGAUUUCAAUGCCUUCUGUGUACUAAUUUGAAAGCCUCAUUGGGACCCGUUUUGUGAGAAAAGUGAUGAAUAAAUAAAACAAUAAAUAUCAGUAAUAUAAUAAUAUUUCUGAGAAGACAUGCAUAGGAUUACAUUGUCAAUCUCAUGUGAGUUCAAAGGAACUUGCCUUAGAGUGAAGAGUCUUAAAUGUGGUUCUCUGAGCUAGUCAGCAAGCUGUUACCUGGCCUUGAGAAGCUCAAAAUGGAUUGGGUGAGAGCAGAACUUCCUCAAAACAAUCUUUGGUUGCAAUUCUGUGAUGCACCACAUGGUUUUAUAGAUGUUGACUGCAUUAAGAAUUCGGAGCCAUCAUUAUUUUAAGAACAUAAGAAGAAGUUGUUUGUCAACAGGUAGCACCUUGACAGCAGCGUGAGUGGGCACAAAGGUCACCUGAUCACAGUUUUCCCCAUUAUUGUGAGAAGUGCUGUAUUUCUGUUUAAUUAUAGCAAUUGGGAGAGAUCCAGCUGUGACAGCCUGCAUGCACAACAGGAAUCCAUUUGCAAACCAGAUCUCCUGUUUCUUAUCUCCACUCCUCCAGCACCCCACACACUCCCAAAAUCUACUCUGGAGAGUUCCCCAACCCCCCAGAGGUUGCCACUGGGGGAAGGAGAGUAAGACAAAACCCCUUAUGUGAUUGGACAUCUGCUUGUGCUAUGUUGGACCUUAUUUUUAAAAUUCUACAUACAUAUUGGCGUAAAAGUUGUGGAAAUAUUUCCCUUCCUUGCCCUCGCAUUUGGCAAUGCACACUAGUGGUAGAUACGCCUUGUGUUGUCACUAAUUUAGGUUUGCUACUUGCAAAGAAGAGGGACCUUGGCUCCAUGGUCAAGCCCAUGCUAUGCAUAUCGAAGGUCCCAGAUUCAAGCUCUGAUAUCUCAGGCUAUAGGAUCUCAUGUGACAGGUCUCAAAAAGUCCUGGAUGGUUGUUUCUAGUUGAUAUAAUAGUGGGCUAGAUGGUCCAGUGAGCUAAUUCAAUAAAAUAAGGUUGCUUCCUACUUCAUGUGGGGAACAAAAUACCUUUUGGACUCAAUUAAAUAUCAGUUUCCACUUGAAUAUCACCAUAGAAUAAUUUUAAAACCUCAUCCUGUGUAGGAAGAAGUGUGCUUGUAAAAAUCUCCCUUUAGAUUUGCGAAAUCUUGAUAAAAUAUAUCCAACUGAUAACAAAGCAGGCCAUUGUGUCUUAUUUGUGCUCCCACCCCCAAAAAACUGUGCAGUGUUGAAUUCUUUAGGUGACUGUUUUUCAGCUUAACUGUAGUAAAUGUGAACGCUAUGGAUCAAUACUACAAAUGUGUGAUUAGUGUUCAGUGGAUACCAAACGUUAGAGUAUGAAUUCUAUCUGAGUCAAUGCUGCUGAAGGAAGGAAAACCAGAAAAUAAAUGGACUGAACUAAUGAAAGCAGAUAAUUGUUGCAAAGCCCAACAUAAAUAUUUCCAGCAACUCUUAUGAAACAAUAAAGUAACUCUAGCAAGUCUUCUUCCGCUCAUCUAUCUCUGUAGAUGUUUCCAUAUCAAAUACAUUGUGUGGGCUUAAGCCAUCAGGCAGUGCUGAUAUAAAACCACAGUUCACUUUGAUAGAGCUUACACACAUCAAUUCCUGUUUUGAAGGGGGGGGGGAGAACUUGCUGGAUUUCAGGCCAUUGUAUUUUGUUAUUUGAUGAGUGUAUCUUAUAGACCAGUGGUUCCCAGUUAGCUAAGUACUGUGGACCCCCUAUUUUUCAAAAGCCAAACCAUGGGCCCUCUACUUUUGCAAAUGUUGAUACCUCUGUGGUAGUUUUGGUUAUGUGACACUGGUGCCACAGAUCCCCUGAGUGGGCUAUGGACCACGGACCACCAAUUGGGAUCCAUAGUUUUAGACCAUUACAGACAAACAGUGCUCAGAGCUUACAUACAAAGUCAUUUAAAAAUAAUAAUAAUAAUAGCUUGGGAUUGGGACAUUGGGAAGUAUUCAACUAACUUUUUGUGCUAGCACAAGGGAAUUUCCCCCUCUGCUCCCUGGCACCCACAAAUCUGCUCCAGAGGGUUGAGGGUUAACAUAGAAGAGAUGCACAGAGGGAGGAGAAGGACAUCCUGUCAUGGAAGGAAAAAUCAUUGUUCACUUUAGAACUACACUGAAUGUUCAUUUUAGAACUACGCUGAAUAUGAUCCAUUGUGUUUUGUUAUUUGAUAGGUCUAUAAUGAAGGACAAAGAGCUAUCAAAAGUCUACACUGCCAUCUGAAAAUUCAUGGAAGCAACUUUUACCACAGAAGGAAGUCAAUAUGGGAUUAAAGAUACAGAGUCAUAAAGAAGCUUUCCUUCUCAACACACUUCUACUGUGCCUUCUCUAAGGUGCUUUGAUGUGGCUGUCAUCCAUCCAUUUUUACAUGGUACGUAGGAUAGAUCAGUGCUUUAAAUGAACAAGCAAUCACAAAAGUUGUGUCCCUCCUGCACAUAGCACAACAAAAUGGAUCACAGGUACAUCCUUUAACUGAAACUCAGCGGAAUGUUGUUUGCCCUUUGAAAGAGAAAUUGCUUCAUGUCACUUUCAUCAAAACCAAAGCUAUGGAGAUCAUUACAUCUUUCUCUUCCUGGUUCUGAAGAUCUGUUAGAUGGAUUGCAGGAGAACGAGUCUGUGAAUAGCAAAGUUCAUCCGGUUGCAUUUCGCAACAUACGAGAAGCACAGUGGAAGGCUAGGAAAUACGAAAAAGGAAGUAUAAUUGCAUCCUCACUGUUGCUCUACAACAACAACAACAACAACAACAACAACAACAACAAUAAUAAUGACAUCUAUGUACACAACACUUUACAAAGAACAGGAUUGCCAAUUUCAAACUCAAUGUCAUUCCUAUGUUUCCUUGUUUUCCUUCUCCUGCUGCCUCUGGAAUUGCUGCUUCCUUGUUACCCUCGUCCAUUAUUCACCAACCUGGUGCACUUUGUAUGACAGGUCUCUACUGGCAAGGGGUUUACAGUCUGAAAUAAAUAUCGGGAAACAAUAAGGUAAUACAGACUAGGACAGACAAUAAGGCAGGCAUCCCCAAACCCGCCCCUCCAGAUGUUUUGGGACUACAACUCCCAUCAUCCCUGACCACUGGUUCUGCUAGCUAGGGAUGAUAGGAGUUGUAGUCCCAAAACAUCUGGAGGGCUGAGUUUGGGGAUGCCUGCAAUAAGGUAUACAGACUAGGACUUUGCCAACCUGGUGCCCUCCAUAUGUUUUGGACUAUAACUCCCACCAGUCCUAACCAGUGCUAUGUGUGGCUGAUAGGAGUUGUAGUCCAAAACAUCUGGAGGGCAGCUGGUUGUCCAGUGCUAGUCUAGGGAGAUGGGGGUACAAUAAUUCCAGAGACAAAAGGAAGCAGGGAGGCUAUAAAUAGGGAUGAGAUUCUGUUUGAAAUUUGGAAGCACAAGGCUUUAUAUGAGUUCAUAAGGAGGAUUUCUUUUUAGAAAGGCGUAUAUUAUAACUAUCAAUUGUCUUGGCAACUACACAGUUAUUGAAAUAACCAAAUCCUUUCCCCUGGUGUCAUCCCUAUUUUGAGCACUCGCUUUGGUUAGAAUAUCCUUUCAAACUCUGAAUCAUAGUGCUGUGUUUGCUGAAUAUCACAUUGUAAAUAUCACGAAAACAGUGUGGCGAGGGCUCCACGCUGCUAUUAUUAUCUUGGCAGUCCUGCGAGGAGCUAAGCAUACUUUGCUGCAUUUCUUCUUUGAGCCCCGGGGGUGGGGGGAAGGAACGCAAAGUGUUCUGUAUGUUUUUCAGCUCUUGCAGAAGAGUUGCUGCAGAUGUGAGCAGGGCAAAACUUCCUGUUGUGGUUAUCAGGUAUCAGAAAAUCCCUCAUUAUCCCCGCUUGGCAUUUGCUCUGUUCUAAAAACUAGCCCACAAGUUGAAAACUUGCUGCCUAAGCAAUUAAAGGCAAAUGUAAUGGGGGCAAUGUCUGAGCUCAGUCCGAGCCUUUCAUCACCUAAUAGCUUCCGCAGGGUGCUUAAUUAGUUUCUGAGCAUUAGACCAGCAGCAAUCCUUAACUUCUGCCCUUCCGAGUCACAACUUAACUCUCCCACCCAACACACACAGAGAACCACCCUCAGACUACUUCUCUGACUACUUAUCAGUCAUUUUGGGUGCAGGAAUUACAGUAGAGUGCUCAUGUAUGCAACACAUAAUACUUUAAUACUCCUAUGAAGAAGUACUUUUUCUGUCUCAAAUCUUCAGCCUCAUUGGAUGUCCAUGAGUUCUAGAAUUAAUAAUAAUAAUUUUUAUUUAUACCCCGCCCUCCCCAGCCAAGGCCGGGUUCAGGGUUGCUAACAAGCAAUAAUAAAAAUAAGUUGAAUGAAUACAACUUAAAAACAAAAUUAAAAUAUUAUGAGAGAGGCAGAAAAAAACAAUUCUCCCUAUCCACUUUCUCUAUGCCUUGUAUAAUUUUAUAAAUUUCUGUUAUGUCACUUUUAUGUGCCUUUCCUCUAAAUUAAAAAGUCAUGAACGCUGCAACUGUUCUUCCCAGAGGAGUGGCUUUAUCCCCUUGGUCAUUUUAAUCUCCCUUUUCUGAAUAGGUACUGCCAUGUUUGUGUUAGGAUAUUUCCGUUCCACCUUAAAAGGGAGCAGGCUUUGUGAGUCACAGAGUCUGCGCAUUUCCUGUUCACAGGAAGUUUAUGUUUUCUAUUGCUUUCGUUUCUCUCUCUGUGUCGUAGACACUGAAGCAGGCAGUCAUGUUUUUCUUUGUUCUGAUCAAUGCUGAAUAAAACUUGUAAAUAAUGCUCUCCUGAGUGCGACUUUGGCUGUGCAUUAUCUGCUAACAGAGUGUGCAUCGGCUCUAGAAUGUGGUAGGCUAUUUCUGGAGCUCAUGUCGCUAAUUGCUGAUACUGCGUGCCUACGGGAGAUCGAUGGAACGUCCGGCAGCCGGCUUGGGGCCAUGAUGGACUUUGUCUCCCUGGCAGUAUCCCAACAACAGUUUGGCAGUACACACUUCUUUCAGCGUCGUAAUAGCAAGCUAUUUUUUUUUUUCAAACCUUUAGGAAAGUACAUCAUAAAAGAUUGACUUCAGUGGGUAAUGAAUCUUCAUUGCCCCUGGUUCCAUAAAGUCCGAGUCCAAUCUGCCAAGUUAGUGGGGGAAAUCCUCAAUGUCGUCAGGUCCCCAAUGCAAAAUCCUUAGGUUCUUUAGAGCCAAGCAUAUGGCUGGUGUUAUUCUUCUCUGGAAAAUUAACAGCGCUAAUUAAGUGCUACUUUCUUAGCUUACAUUAAAAGUAACGGGGGUGGGGGGAGGUGGAAGAGGCAGAUGCAAAAGUGAUGACUGAGGAUUUGUAGAAAACAAAACAAAACUCAGCAGCCCAAUAAACUGUGUGUUUUAUUAUUUGGUAUUCAUCACAUAAAAACAAAUGAAAAGGCCUGACCUUUUCACUGGCGGCAGCAAAGCUCUGACAAUAGUCAAUAGUUACAGCUAAUAGUGGUGCAAUUUAAGGACUGCUAUGUAAUGAUCAGGACUGCAGCACAAAAUCUGGAGUCUCCUGCAAGAGACUUUUGGGGGCCCAUCAUGCCAACUGAGCAAUUCUUUUUACUGUCCCUUUUAUUUAGUAAACUGUACAUUUUAUGCAGCAAUGGAAUUUAUAUAUUUGUGUAAAUCCAUGUAUGUGAGGCAUGCCAUCGCCUCUGCAUGGCCGUUGCUGCUGGUCUCCUACCUUGGACAGCUCAUAGUGGCUGCUGGAGAGCAGAGCACAACACUUCUUGUAGGUUUUCUUGUUUGUUUGUUUGUUUUAAAAAUGCAUUGUGUGUCUGCAUCUAAUCUUGCCCCCUUCUAAAAUUUAUUUAUUGGUGUGUGUUUUUCUUUUUGUAAAUCUACCAGAGAAUAAAAUAAAAUCAGGAUUAAGAGGAGGGCAUGUGUGCUGUGUUCCUUUGGCAUAGUGGUAGUUAGACUCAUCCUUCUUCUGACAGGAAAUGCUCUGCGGUAGGGGAACAAAAAUGGGGGGCUGAGGAGGAUCAGUUGGGAGAGAAUGAGAAAUGUCCCUAUUUUCAUCUGAGGAACAUUGGAGGGUGUGAAGUAGGUCUGGGUCUGGUCACUGCAUGCAUGAGUUCCAUGAUGGAAGAAAGGUGGGAUAUAAAUGUAAGGAAGCAGGUUAAAUAAAUUAACCAGUCUUACAUUCUCAAACACUUUUUCUACCAAACUCAUGAAGUUCAGCAUCCUGGAAAUGUUGCUUUCUAUUGAAGAAAUUUGUUAAGCCAAAUAUUCUUGGGACACAGUAAAUCUGAGAUGUAUUUAUUAAGAUUUGUGAAAAAUUGGGAAGGGCCAUAGCUCAGUAAUAAAGCAUGCAGAAAGCCCAAGAUUCCAUCCCUAACAUCUCUGGGGUAAAGCUGGGAGAGACGCCUGCCUGAAAUCCUGGAUAGUCGCUGUAGACAAUACUAAGCCAGAUGGGCAGACUCAGUAUACGGCAGCUUCCAUUGAAACUUCUUUCCAUAUGUACCACAGAGACAGGAUGUUUGAGAACUGCUUGUGGAUGAAUACACGUGUUUGGGAAUGCUGCAAACAAACAGUUCUGUGAAAAUGAAUUCAGGACUACCAAUUGAAUUAUAUGGAUAUAUACUUGGAAGUAAGGCCCAUUUUUGCUUGGGGAGGGUUACUAACUAUUGCAGUUAUUAAUAUUGCACAGUUUGGAGCAACUGGAUGCACAAAAACUUACUCCUUUUGGAAUGAAACGUUGGCCAGACCCAUUAGAUUGUUCAAAACUUUACUUGCAGAACUUUCUGCAAAACAGAACAAAAACAUCAAAGAUACAUCCAAAUAAUUCCCUAGAAUAUCUUGUGCUGUCCAGCACAGGUUCAACAUCUUAGAAAUAAAAUAUACUUCCAAACAGACCUAGAAGCAGAAGUCUCUCUUUCUACAGCCUCCAUUUUGCCCUGAGCUGUAUCCACUCCCUUCAGGAGAGUCGUUUACACAUCCUUGCUGUCACAGAGUACAAAGACUCAGCCACCACCCUUCCAAGAUGGCAAAUUUGCAAUUCAAUAGCUCUCAUGUGAUCUCAUGUGACACUCAUGUGUUAGCUACUUAAGAACAACAACAGUUAAUUAUCAAACAAUUAGAGAGCUCAGAGAGCCCUUCUCGCUUUUCUUUAGCUUCAGUGGAAUCUUCCAGUUAAACCCUUUCAGCAAUACACAUAGGCAUUCUCCAUUUCAGUGUCAAUUAAAUCAUUAUACUUAACAGUAACAUGCAUAACAUUGGGCUGCAUAUAUCUGUAAGUAUACAUUUGUAAACAUUUGACUCCCCACUCCAUCUCUCUCUCUCUCUCUCUCUCUCUCUCUCUCUCUCCCUCAUAGCUGGUGAAGCAUAGGGGAGAACUGCUGCAAGAACUGUACCUCUUUUCUGUUGAUAUUUUGUCCCAGUACUGGGAUUGUCUAAACUUGCUCUUCUGAUAAUCAGAUUAAUUCAGAAAACCAGAGCAAGAGAGGCAAAUGAAGCUGAGGAGGCUGCUUUGCUUUAGCUGAUGGCAUGAACACCCUGCUAAAUCACCUGUGCCCUGCACUUCACCUGCUUAAAUGCUCCAGGGUUGCAAAAACACACUGAUAACCUUUUGGAGGAUAUUGUGGCAUUAAGGAGACUUUUAAAAAAAUUUGGGGGAGAAAUGUCAAAUGUAACAUGAUGUGCUGAUGUUACCAGGCCUCUAAUGCCAUCCAGCUGCAACUCUCAAGCCUGGGGAAAUGCAAAAAACACAUUUCAUAACACUUGGGGGUCUCGCUAGACCCUCUUUCUUGUAUAAUGAACACAUAUACACCAUACAACUAGAUGCUUCUUCUUUAUCCUUGUUUUUCAACCCCACACUUCAAAUGCCCAUCAUUUUCCCUGUGGGUAGAAGCUGAUAGUAGCUAUUUCAGGACCUGCACAUCUGGUGCCUCAUAAAGGGAUGCACCAGAACCAUCAGAAAUGUUUAAAACAGUGUUUAGACCAAAUACCCACAAUUAAUUCAGGUGCUGAGAAAGAGAGAGAGACCAAUUAAAAUUAACAGUGGGGCCAAACCAGCAGAUGUUCCAUUGCCUCUGCUGACUGUAUGGUGGCAAUCAGAGGGCAUGUAUAUGGUUUAAGAAACAUGCAAGCUUCCAGAAAGAUUUUCUAAAGAAUACACUUUGAUGAAGCUUCAUAGCUCCUUGCUUGACAUUGACUUUUCCAUUUUGAAAGGCCCAGAUAGGAUGUUUACAUGUGCAUGAAAUGUUAUUCUAGCACAGGGGGGUCCCAAACUGUGAUCUGUGGACCACCAGUGGCAGACUAGCUUCAUUUAGGUGAUCCACAACAUGGCUGCGGAUUUGUGGUUAAAUACGGGACACAGAAUUAAGUAUGCAUAUUGAUUUUUAAUUGUCUUUUAAUGCUUCAAUUAUUUCUUCUACUGUAUUUUAUUGUAUUGCACUUCUAAUUCUAUGGAAUUCAAAUUGUAAUACAAUAAAAUAUAAUAUAUAAGAAAUAAAAUCAGCAAUAAAAAAUCAUACAGCAUCUGGCACAGCACAUUACAACUGCUGAAACAGGCGGAAAAAUAAUUAAGGGAUCUCCAGCAAUUUUCAAGUUGUUUGUUGGGAAAACAAAAAGUUUGGGAGCUACUGUUUUCAAUUUAAGGGGGGAAAGCUUCUUAUUGCCACAGUUAAGGCACUCAACAAAAAGCACACACAUUGAUUUUGAAACUCAAGAUGCUUGCCUUAACAUCCACACCAUGUAAGCAGUACAGUCUACAAUUUCACAUAAUGUGUUCCUUGAGAAGGAACCCACCAUUUUCCUUGGACUUUAAGCCCCAAAUAAAUAACCUGGAGUUAUUCAUAAUUUUAUAAUGAACAAAAUAUUUACUUACUGAUUGCAUUCAUAUCUACCCUUUUCUCCCAGGGGUUCAAAAUGGUGCACAUAGUUCUCCUCCACAUUCAUUAAUCCCCACAACAACCCUGGGGGUAUUUUAGGCUGAGAGGCAAUGAUUAAGCUCAAGGUCACCCUAGUAAGCUUCAUGGCUGCGUGGCAAUUUGUACCCUGGUCUCCCAAGCCAUAGUGUGACACUCUAACCCCCACCCUACACCCACACUUAGUCUCAGUUUGUAUAAUGAAACCAUGCUGGGAAAGGUACACACAUUAACUAAUUCUUGCACUGUGCAAAAGCACACACACAUUGAGUUUUGCAGUAGGUGUUGUAGAUUGUGGUAUGAGAUGGUGGGAUGGAAACAUACUUGCUUGAGAUCUAAAGUGCAAUCGGCCCAACCUGCAUGAGAUCUAAAGUUUAGGAUUCCUAGAUCAGUCUAUCCUUUGUAUAUUGAAAGAUCACUUCCUUGCGUUUCUUCUGCAUGUUAAGUAGUCAUUGUUCUAUGGAAGACUUCAAACAAAUAUGGUGGUGGCUUGUUGGCAGGUUGGGGAAGCAAUGGUAUCCUCAUGGUGGAGGUGUUGUGUUUGUCAGGAUGGUGAUGGUUGGGAUGAAGCAGCCACAGCAAGAGUAAUAAAAUGCUGGGAUGGGAGCCAUGUAAGUGUUUUUGCUCAGCGGGCUUACAUUUCAGCUUUGUAAAAGUCCAAGCUUUUUACACACACCUCCAUCCAAGCAAGCAAGAGGCAUUAGAUAGCUCAAGCACCCAUUCCAGCCAGACAAAAGCACUUGAAGAAGAGGAGGCACAGGUCCAGGAAGAGGUGGGGUCUGGGAAGAAUCCUAAGGGUCAAAGAGAAAGGCCUAGAGAGUCACAUUUCAUCCCUGUGCCUGAGGAUGCCUGCCCCCAGCCAAGGUGAUCAAAAGCUCUCAUCUAACUCCAUAAAAAUACCCAACUGCAGAAAACAUGGUAGUUUUGAUAUGGAAGGAGGCAAACAAAAUAGGUAAAGAGUCACCUCUGUUAAACCGUUGUUGAAUCCAAAGGUGUCUCUGCUUACCUAGAUAAAGAUAAGGGGGUUCAUUGGUGGCAGCGUAAAAUAUGGAUAGUCUGCUCUUGUUCCUGAGUGCUUAAAGUCUCCCCUGAAGGUGACAAGCAUGGAAUUGAAAUUGUAGAAUGCCAAUCAUUCCGAUUAGUCUCUAGAACUGACUGCUGAGGCCAGUGUUGUUUCGGCUGCUUCCUCUAACAAAAGUGGGACUUGCAUACAGUGGUACCUCAGGUUACAAGCACUUCGGGUUACAAACACUUUGGGUUACAGACUCCGCUAACCCAGAAGUAGUACCUCAGGUUAAGAACUUUAUCUCAGGAUGAGAACAGAAAUUGUGCAGCAGCGGCACAGUGGCAGCGGGAGGCCCCAUUAGCUAAAGUGGUAUCUCAGGUUAAGAACAGAUUCAGGUUAAGAACGGACCUCUGGAACGAAUUAAGUACUUAACCAGAGGUACCACUGUAUAUGCCUCUUGGUGUAGAUUGGCUUAUGCACCCCAAUGGAAAAACAAUGGCCAAUCUGUUUACUCCUGUACUACAAAGUGCUGAAUAAGUUCUCUCUAAAUCAGUUGCUAUAAUGUGUACCUAUUGCCAUAGUCGAAGCACAGAGUGGGUGGGGGGACCAGAUGCAAGAAAAUGACGUCGCUGAUCUCCAACUGUCUCGAGGUCAUUCCAAGGAAGUUUUGCAGCAGUUGAUCAUUAACUUAAUUCAGUGAUAAAUUAGAAUGUGUGUUCUAUCCUGCUAAGAUAGUAAAAAAUGACUUCUCCCCCCUUUGUUCACAGCUGCAACUGGUAGAAAGAGAAAUUAAUAUUGCUACAAAAAAAGUGGAGCUGGAUAGAUGCCAAAAACACUAG
Messenger RNA from Podarcis lilfordi (Lilford's wall lizard), 16639 nucleotides. Lineage: Eukaryota; Metazoa; Chordata; Lepidosauria; Squamata; Lacertidae. The record is from the annotation of a GenBank genome assembly.